CGUGCAUGUACAGAUUGAGCAAUCCCGCAAACUCCAUAUUACCAUCAGCAAUGCCCUCUGAUCCCAAUUCCCCCCGUUCCAAAGCCCUUCGCCUCAUUUCCAAUUCUCGUUUCCACCGAACAUUCACACUCCCAGCCACCCCAGACCACGAUGAACUGACCAUCACCUACGCGGAUGCCGGACACGACCCCGAACACCCAGACGACAGGGACUCAACCACAAUCUUAUUCAUGCCGGGCAUGUUCUCCUCGCGAUAUCAUGGUAUCCCUGUGCAUGUGGUAGCAGAAAAAUUAGACGUGCGCGUUUUGGUUAUUGAUCGACCCGGAAUGGGCAACUCGACUAAUACCCCCCUCGACCAACGAGUCCCCGUCUGGCUGGAGAUUGUGCCCCAUCUCCUAGCCCAUCUGGGCAUCGAGCAUGUCGCACUCAUCUCGCAUAGUGCCGGUACGAUAUACUUGCUAAACACCCUGUAUCACUGUCGGGGGAUUCUACAUCCGGAGCGGCCGUAUGUAGCUUUACUGUGUCCAUGGGUAGAUCCAGCCCAUUCCCACGUAACAACCAUGCAAUUAGCACAACACCUCCCCUCUAAGGCUUUCAACGUCUGGAACCAAAUUCCCCGCUUCUUCCUCCUCAAAGCGAGCCCAAAGCUAGCGUGUAGCGGAGCAGUAAUGACCAAGAUCCAUGACACAGUCACUGGAGGCGAUAUCGCGUCAAAAUCACAGCUGGAAAAGAAUCGUCAACGGAUGGAAGAAGGAUAUGGCGUUCCCAGAGCUGUGCAGGUGGAAGUCGACAACUUUGUAACCCAGUUCCUGUUUAAGGAGGAUACGGAGGGUGCCAAUUCGGAGGCCUUGCAGUGUCUGCGGAAGGGGCGCGAGGGAAUGUGGGGGGAAUGUGAAGACUAUGGGGUGUUUGUAAGGGAGUUUGUUGAGCAAGAGAGACGGGCUAUAGACGCCUCGGAUGCAGGCAGAGAGAGGGGAGAGAAGACUCUAAAGGUACGUCUGUAUUUUGCAGAAAGAGAUGCUAUGAUUGGGAAGAAGGGACAGGAGUACGUGGAGGAAUGCUGGAAGGUGGAGGAUGGGGAGUUCCAGGACGUCCUGGAUGUGAGAAGCUGCACUGUUUCUGGAGUGGAACAUGAUAGUUUGCCGAUGUCUGUGGAGGUUUGGGAGAAGAUUUUCCUCGAAGCUCGCGGGGAUGAUAUACAAGAGACUCCAGUAAGGGCAUGAUGGAUGUUAUGACCAACGAGGAGUGAAGUGCCGGAAGAGAAUUUGUUUAUAUGGACAGUAUAUAUAUCAUAGAUAUACACAGAAGCAACAUUAUUUUAAGAGGAAGCAC
This is a messenger RNA of Monascus purpureus, 1332 nucleotides long. The record is from the annotation of a GenBank genome assembly. NCBI's taxonomy places the organism in Eukaryota, Fungi, Ascomycota, Eurotiomycetes, Eurotiales, Aspergillaceae.